Ophidiomyces ophidiicola is the source of this 1278-nucleotide messenger RNA. RefSeq names its product tethering complex subunit. The record is from RefSeq and is a predicted model, not a curated record. Gene Ontology annotation, molecular function: aspartic-type endopeptidase activity. The transcript is spliced from 3 exons. The coding region runs from base 1 to 1278 and encodes 425 amino acids. Gene Ontology annotation, biological process: proteolysis. Lineage: Eukaryota; Fungi; Ascomycota; Eurotiomycetes; Onygenales; Onygenaceae.
AUGCAUUAUAUACUGCUACUCUUGGGACUGGGCCUCUUUUCCUCUCAGAUUCAGUCUAGUCCCACACCUAGAAGAACGACCGGUUCGUUCAAAGUCGAGCGAAUACGGCAAUCAAGUUAUGUGGCAGAUGGUCCACGUGCUCUUAAGAAAGCGUAUGCGAAAUUUGGGAUCAUCCCAUCAGGUAUCAACUUUGAGUCGUUCGAUGACUUUAGCCCGUUUUCAUCCAGCGUUGAUCGAGAUGCUGUAUCAAAAGCCAAGCAGCCAGAUGAAAGUGGUGUAGUUACAAACAUGCCAACCCAUAAUGAUGUGCAGUAUCUAUCUCCUGUUAUAAUUGGAGGGCAGCAAUUUAUCAUGAACCUUGACACUGGGUCUUCAGAUACAUGGGUAUUCAAUACUCAAUUGCCACAAAAUGCUAAGGGAAACCAUUCAAUAUUUGACCCAGCAAAGUCAAGUAGCUUCUCCAAAUUGAACGGUACUACCUUUAACAUUACGUACGGUGACGGCUCUUUUGCAUCUGGAGGCGUGGGUAUUGAUAGUGUGGACAUUGGCGGUGCUAAGGUUGCAAAACAAGCCAUUGGCCUGCCUACCAAAGUCUCAGCGUCUUUUAUACGCGAUGAGGCAUCUGAUGGCCUGGUAGGCUUGGCAUUCGAUAGGCUUAACACAGCUAAACCUCAAAAGCAAAAAUCAUUUUUAAUGAAUCUUGCCGAAGGGCUGAAAGAGCCUGUUUUCACAGCACAGCUGAAAAAGGGGGCUCCAGGGUCCUACGAAUUCGGCAGCAUUGAUAAGUCCAAGUUCAAUGGCAAGCUUUCCAAAAUUCCGGUAAACAAUACCAGAGGUUUUUGGGAAUUUGAUUCAUCAAAAUUCAGAAUCGGAAAUAACAGCAAGAUCCAUGAUAUAAAAAAUGGGGUGACAACUGCUAUCGCUGAUACAGGAACGACGUUGCUGAUCGCAAACGAAGAGAUCGUCAGGGCGUACUAUAGCCAGGUCAAGACAGCUAAAGCGUCCACUGAGGCGGGAGGAUUUAUUUUCACUUGUGAUGUGACUCUUCCGGAUUUGUUCGUUUCUCUGGCAGAUACCCAUCUUGCAAAAAUACCUGGUAGUCUGCUGAAUUUCGCUCCAGUAGGAUCCAACACCACGAGUGGUGAAAAAUUGUGUUUUGGAGGCCUUCAAUCGAACCAUGGAAGCGGACUUCAGAUUUUUGGCGACGUUUUCUUCAAGGCCCUGUUUGUCGUUUUUGACCUUCGAGGGCCUUCCCUACAUGUUGCUGGUCAUGCAUGA